UUUCACUUUGACCGUGAGCAAACCAAGUUCUUAACGUUAAAAAAAUGUUGAAAGGCCGAAUCGGUCUAGUUAUACUACAGUCGCAAAAAGCGGCUCUCUUUUCGGCCAGUCAACAGCGAUGGCAGACAAAUGUGGCUGCAGCUGAGAUCAGAGACGAUCCAGAAUGGCUCCAGGCCAAGCCAUUCGAAGAGAUUCCCCGGGCCAAUAUGCUAUCAUUGUUUGCGAAAACUGCGAUGCCCGGCGGGAAGUACAAGAAAAUGGAGUUGAUGGAAAUGUUUGAGGCCAUGCGCCAGGACUACGGAGAUGUAUUCUAUAUGUCCGGCAUGAUGGGAAGCCCGGCGUUUGUUGUGACGCACAAUCCCAAAGAUUUCGAGGUGGUUUUCCGGAGUGAAGGCGUGUGGCCAUACCGACCGGGCGGUGAUGCACUGCGCUAUCAUCGAACCGUGUACAGAAAGGACUUCUUCGAUGGAGUUCAAGGAAUCAUUCCCUCACAGGGUAAGGCGUGGGGAGACUUUCGGUCCAUCGUAAACCCCGUGCUGAUGCAGCCCAAAAAUGUGAGGUUGUACUUCAAAAAGAUGUCGCAGGUUAAUCAGGAGUUUGUGGAGCGCAUCAAAGACAUAAGGGAUGCCACCACUCAGGAGGUUCCUGCCGAUUUCCUAGACACCAUCAACCGCUGGACCCUGGAGUCCGUAUCCGUGGUUGCCUUGGACAAGCAGCUGGGCUUGUUAAAGGACUCCGGGAAGGACAGUGAAGCCACCAAGCUGUUCAAGCACCUGGAUGACUUCUUCAUCCUCUCAGCCGAUCUGGAGAUGAAGCCCUCUCUCUGGCGAUAUUUCAAAACACCACAGUUCAAGAAAAUUCUUAAAACAAUGGAUGGGCUUCAAAACAUCACAUUGGCCUAUGUGGACGAGGCCAUCGAGCGUUUGAAGAAGGAGGCUGAGGAGGGUGUGGUACGUCCGGAAAAUGAGGAAAGUGUGCUUGAGAAACUGCUGAAAGUUGACAGGAAAGUGGCCACUGUUAUGGCGAUGGACAUGCUAAUGGCAGGAGUUGAUACUACUUCAAGCACCUUUACGGCACUCUUGCUGUGCCUGGCCAAGAAUCCCGAGAAGCAGCAAAAGUUGCGGGAGGAGGUGAUGCAAGUGCUGCCCCACAAAGACUCCGAGUUCACCGAGGCCUCGAUGAAGAAUGUCCCCUAUUUGCGGGCCUGCAUUAAGGAAUCCCAACGUAUAUACCCACUGAUCGUUGGUAAUGCCCGCGGUCUGGCCAGGGAUUCGGUAGUGAGCGGCUAUCAGGUGCCAGCUGGAACCUUUGUUUCUAUGGUCCCCAUAGGUUCCCUCCACAACGAGGAAUAUUUCCCCAAAGCCUCAGAGUUCCUGCCAGAACGCUGGCUGCGUAACGCCAGCGAUUCCUCCGGAAAAUGCCCGGCAAACGAUCUGAAGACCAAAAACCCAUUCGUAUUCCUGCCCUUCGGAUUUGGGCCUCGAAUGUGCGUGGGCAAACGCAUUGUGGAAAUGGAACUGGAGUUGGGCAUUGCCAGACUACUGAGAAACUUUAAUGUGGAGUUUAACUAUUCCACAAAGAAUGCUUUCCGUUCCGCUCUUAUCAAUCUGCCAAACAUACCACUAAAGUUUAAGUUCACUGAUGUACCAUUCUAAUAAAUUAAAUAUUGAGGCUUGACUCCUAUUUGUUGUGUAAUGAUAAGAUAAAUGUUUUUUGUGUAUAUACUUUCAUAAAAGUACUUUAAGAAA
Messenger RNA from Drosophila elegans, 1748 nucleotides. It is a transcript of the gene Cyp12a5, whose product is annotated as probable cytochrome P450 12a5, mitochondrial. The record is from RefSeq and is a predicted model, not a curated record. NCBI's taxonomy places the organism in Eukaryota, Metazoa, Arthropoda, Insecta, Diptera, Drosophilidae. Gene Ontology annotation, molecular function: oxidoreductase activity, acting on paired donors, with incorporation or reduction of molecular oxygen; monooxygenase activity; heme binding. The transcript is spliced from 4 exons. The coding region runs from base 45 to 1655 and encodes 536 amino acids.